CCAAAGGUCAGAGCUAUCUUUAUGUCAACACGCUAUCAAGGAAGGAAAAAAGCAGAAAGGAAGCACCGGACUUUGGCCUCGCUGAUGUCUCAUAUUCUGCCUGAGACUUCUGGUCCUCCGGCUCCAGACUGGGGGUAGUUGGUUGUGUACUCUCUGCUGCGGGGCAGAUUACGGCUAUCUCCCCCGUUAGCCAAUAGCAACAAAGUUCAGGAGUCAGCUGGGUGUGCUGCGUUGGAGUUUGAACUUUGGAAUUGAGAAAGAGGACCUGGGAGAUACAGCCGAGACUCUUUAGGAAGAGAAAAAAGAGUUUUUCCACAACAAAUAUCAGAUAUUUGGACUGGAUCUCACUUGUUUUGGAAGGAGGAACGACAACAAGCAAACCAUGGAGCACUACCCAGAUCAAGGUUGUGAUUGCACCGACCUGCUGGACUGGCUGUUCGACAAAAACGACGGAAUCCUGCGCCACGAGGAGACGGGGCACCAUGGCAACCAGCACAACUGGCCGUACCAGGAGCCCAACGUGUGUAUUCUGCAGCAGGCCGGGCAGGAACACGAGGAUUUUCUCAACGCCCUCCUGAGGGGGGGCGACUCGGCGUCGGCCUCCCCGCUGUGGUCUCCGGCCCCCAGCGACAGCGGCAUCAGCGAGGACCCCCCCUCCGACCAGAUGGACAGCCCCCAGCGUCCAGAGAGCCCCCCCGAGGAAACAAAGUAUUUUGGCUCUGCGGCGCCGCAAACCAAAGCUGGCACGGGGGCCGACGUCAGCUUUAAUGGGUGGGAGAUGGGGUUCCCGGCGGGCAGAGCCAGGAUGACCCCGUCCCUCUCAGAUGUGCGCGGGCCGCAGCUGUCCUCCGGCUUCCCGCUGACCGUCAAAGACCUGCUGCUGUCCGGCACGACCGAGCCGCCCCCACAACCAUCGCAAAAGUCAAUCCAAGAAUUGAUUCUCAAUGAAGAUGAGAUGAAGCUUCUGGCAAAGGAGGGGGUCACUCUGCCCAGCCAGCUGCCUCUGACAAAGUAUGAAGAAAGGAUUCUGAAGAAAAUACGCCGAAAGAUUCGGAACAAGCAGUCGGCGCAGGAGAGCCGGAAGAAGAAAAAAGAAUACAUCGAUGGGCUGGAGAGCAGGAUGGCUGCGUGCACUGCGCACAACCAGGAGCUGCAGAGGAAAGUUUCCCAGUUGGAGAAAUGCAACAUAUCGUUAAUGGAGCAACUGCGCAGACUUCAGGCUCUGGUCAUGAAUUCAUCAAACAAGCCGGCGCAGACUGGAACAUGUGUACUGGUGCUCUUGCUGUCCUUCUCCCUAAUCCUGUUCCCCAGCCUCAAGCCUUUCUCUGACAGUAAGGUCAGCCAAGAAGACUUCAGUCCAGUCAGAAUCCAGUCACGGUCCCUGCAGAACCUUCAGGCUUCGCGGGUGCUGCACGUCAUCGAUUCCCCAAUUUCCGAGGAGGAUGACUCUGAGCCUGUGCACCGGCGUUUCUCCGGGGAACAGGGAUUGGAGGAUAUCUCUGCGCUGAUGGGGAAGAUGGCGGUGGAACAGGAACGGGCCGGUUUGGAGUCCGUGGCCCAAAACAUCAGUGAGGAGGGCAGAGCGGGCCACUAUCAAGUAGACCCCAUAACCGGCCACAUCGCCACGGUGACGCUCAUGCCCCCGCAAUCCGCCAGUCUGCGACCCCAUGCAGAUGAUAUGUAGCAGAAAAUCAGACAUAAGUACAUUAGAAAUUGUUCUUACUUACAGAAUAGCAGAAAAUCAUGAGGGGACUGACUUUUACAAUGGGAGGGAAAUUCAAAUGUGAUCAUUCCUGUUUUCUCUUUGAUACAUCUCCAUUUUUCCCUUAUUUUUUAAAGGGUUUUUAAUGAAAUUUCAAUCAGUGCUUCCCCUCCGGUUUUUGUUGUGACAUAAUCUGGUUGUAAAUGAAUAAUUUAGCAUGUCAAAGCCUUGGUGAGAAAAAGCCCCGAUGGUCUGUACAGUUUUGAUUCAAGUGGAUCAUUUUGUUUUUUUUCUAAAGCAUGUUUAUUCUAAAGAACUGAUUGCUACUGAUUAAAUUCAUUCAUGUAAGAAAUCACAAUAAAGGCUGCCAAAACAAGUCUAAUGGUUUUUCAAAGUUGCUGUGAUGUGGC
Menidia menidia (Atlantic silverside) is the source of this 2112-nucleotide messenger RNA. Lineage: Eukaryota; Metazoa; Chordata; Actinopteri; Atheriniformes; Atherinopsidae. The record is from the annotation of a GenBank genome assembly.